This is a messenger RNA of Rhizophagus irregularis DAOM 181602=DAOM 197198, 1815 nucleotides long. The record is from RefSeq and is a predicted model, not a curated record. Lineage: Eukaryota; Fungi; Glomeromycota; Glomeromycetes; Glomerales; Glomeraceae.
UUUUUUCCUGAUACUAAUAAAAAUGUCUGCUGAUACUAUCGAACUUUUCUGCCUGGUUCAAGGAAAUACAGUUGCUCAAGCCUUUACAUUGAAAAUCGACCAAAAUAAAAGUAUUGGUCAACUUAAGGAAGUUAUUAAGAUGAAAAAAACUCCCGAGUUUAAUUUCUUUGCUGUAGAUCAGGUUUCGUUAUGGAAGGUUCAAAUUCAAGGUGAUAGUGACGAGAAACUAAAUAAACUUAAACUUCGUAAAGAGGAUCAACUUCUUUCAAUGAGGAAAAUUAGUAGCUACUUCACUGAAAAACCGCUUGAAGGGUAUAUUCACAUCAUUAUCGAACCACCCGAACUUCCAAUGGUUCCUUGGAGUGAUAGUCUCGAGAGUCGCCUCUGCCAGUUGUAUGCAAGUGACAACAUUGUGGACAUAUUCUGGGGUCAAAACCUUAAAGAAGACGAUGCAACUUGGCGUAUUUACGUUGUUACUCGCAAUCUCCUUCGUCAAAGUGAAAAGACAGAGAAGAUCGGAGAUCAAGUAAUUAAUUUCAUAGCAGUAGAAGAAGGGUUUGUCAGUGCCGAAAUUCCACCACAAAACCCCCAUGAUCCGCUGCCAACCUGGAAGAAGACCCCAAAAAAAUUACAAAAGGCUUUUGAUGAAGCAUUAGACAAUGAACUGGGCCUAUCGUUCCGUAAAAUGCAUUAUAAUUUGGUCGGCAUGAAUGAGAUUCGUGGAUAUCCAACAGAUAUUAUUGAGGCUUGCGUUGCAACUCCCUAUGGCUUUGGUGCAAGUGCUUGCCAAUCUUAUCAGGAGAAUAUUAUGUUAGGGUCGAGUAUAGGAAUAAUUGAAUCUCAGGGGACGUCUGGAACUCUCAGUGCUGUCGUAUAUGAUAAAGACUCAAGACAAAUUGGUAUCCUCUCAUGUGAGCAUAUAUGUAGGCUUAAAGAAAUGUGUAAUAAAAUCGAAGAGGAUAAAAAGAAAUCAGCUCUAGCGUAUUAUAAGCGUGGUAUCCAAGGCAACUUUUUCUCUAAAAUACAUGAAAAGUACUUUGGCAUCGAUGCUGCAUUUUGUAUUUUCAGUAACAUCAAUCGUACAUUAUGCCCAAACAAAUUUUCAAUUUCCCCAGAGGACUUAAAAAAAGAAAAACUUUCUGAAGACAUCUAUCUAAAUGACUUUUACGAAUUUAAAGAAUUUGAUGACAUUGUUGAUAUUGAUGUCUUUAAAGUAGGAAAGGCUACAGGUCUUACUUUUGGAAAAUUGGUCCCUAUUUAUUCUGCUGUUUCCAUUGAUCUAAGAAACAAAAACAUUGAAUACGCAAAAAAACAAGGAAUAAUCCCCCCUUAUAAUGAUGAUGACACACGCUUGGUCGAAAAAAUCAAUGAAAUGCGCCAGCAAUGUUAUCCUACUGUGUGGUUUGAUCGACAACUAAUAUUCGAAUUCAAACCUGGAGACUUUGUACCUGGAGACUCGGGAGCAAGUGUUGUGAAUAAAGAAGGAAAGGCUCUUGGCAUCCUUCAUGCGGCAUGGAUAACAGAAAAUUCCAAUUAUGCCAUUGCUUCUCCUUACUUUGCUGUUUUUGAAGCAUUGGACGUGGUAAAGGAAUAGAUCGGGAAUUCAUACUUCCCUCAUGUCAUGUGAUUUUUCGAUUAUAUAAAUUUAAUAUGUAUAACAUAAUAAUUUAAGCAAAUUUAAUAAUGAAAAUUUCAUGAUAUUUUACAGUAGUAAUUCGAGCCAUUAUACAUGGACUAAACAUUCUCUUUACUACACUCAUUUUUUUUAGAACGAAUUUCGUGAAUCAUGAAUGAUACCAUGAUUUACAAAUAGAA